Molecule: messenger RNA, 216 nt
Organism: Macrosiphum euphorbiae (potato aphid)
Lineage: Eukaryota; Metazoa; Arthropoda; Insecta; Hemiptera; Aphididae
Source: the annotation of a GenBank genome assembly
AUGUGGUCAAUAGUAUUAUUUGAAAAUGAAAAUACUGUCGAAGUCGUUCCAGCACACUGGGUUAAAAAUAAUGUUUGUGCCUGGCCCAAAAAAUAUGUAAAAAAAAAUGUUGAACGCAGAGUAUUAGCCAACAAAUUUGAUUUCAACUAUUUUGUAUCAAGAACGUUAAAGAAAAAUAUUGCUACUCUAACAGAAGCUAGAGCGAAACUGAAAUAG